CCCCGCCUCCUCUCCCAUCAUACUCUCUGUGGCGGGAGUUUCGGAGCGGGCGCGCGCUCUGCGCGCUUCCUCCCGCCUGACUUGAAGCGGGCGCGGGCACAGGGCGGCCGUGGGAGCUCGAUGGAAGACAUCCAGAUAGGUUAAAUUUCUGCAAAGAAAUAAUCCUGACAAAAAUGGAGAUACAUAUGGUUUUCUUGUAAACGAUAUAUAUAUAAAAAGAUAAAUAAAGAUGCUUCUAAGUGAGCAAGAACAAUUCUUGUCCUACAAUGGCGAAGUCCUCAUAUUUCAGCUGUCAAAAACAAGACAUGUGGAAGAAACAGCUGAUGAAACAAUGAACUUAUGUGUCAGAAGAAUGGCAUUCAACAGAGACACUAAGCUGUUUGUUGAGAAGUCUUCUGGAGCAUUCAGCAUGCGUGCCAGUCACUUAAAAAUUGAAAUAGUUUGUUCUAGCUGCGUAAUGGAUUCCAGAAUAGGGAUUAUCCUUCCCUGCGUUUUGGUGAAAAAGAAAAAACGGAACAAUGCUGUCAAAUACCUUCUAUUGUUGCUUCACAACUCAAAUCAAUUUGAACAGUCUUUUCAUUUUAAAUUGGAUUAUGAGCUGAAAGAAGACAUCAGGUUCUUUACUGGCCCUUCAGUCUUGUGGAGGCAUGCCAACAAGCUGUUCUACAUCUCUUCCAACACCUGCACGGUUCUAAGUGCUCCCAUUCAGCUUUCUUCUGUUGUGUGGACAGGUGAAAUUGAGGAUGAAGGCACUGUUAUCUUAGGGAUAAGAACUGCUUGCCUGCCAGAAAAUGAAGAUGAGGAUGAGUUUUCCACUUCAGACAGAGCCAUCUGGGGUAGUGAGUUCUUUGGAUAUGCAAUUGAAACACAAAAAAUGCUAACUGGCACAUGCUUUAUGCCUCAUGCUUACAGCAGAGUGGUAUCUUCUGUGUAUGUCUGCAAGAAUAAGAUACUGAAAAAACGGCUCCAAAUAUCACUUGUCGCCAUAACCCAAAAGAAUCAGCUUAUUUGGUUCCAAGAUGGUCUCCCUAAAGGUGUUUGUGAGCUUCCUUAUGAGAAACCAUGUUCAGUAAAACCAGCGGUAACCAAUAGCAAUGAUUUGCUAUUAAUUGUGUCUUUUGCCUCUGGAGAUAUCUGUGUUGUACAGAGGAGAGACAGCUUACAGGUGGCCUCCAAAUGGCAAAAAGUGAAAUCUGUUCUGGUGGAUGAUUUUAUUGGCUCUGGAGGUGAGCAACUGUUACUGCUUUUUGAGGAUGAGUCCAAUGCAGACCCCUUAAGUACAUUCAAAAUAACGGAUCUUGGAGACGUCAACUAUGCAGCUGGUUGCACAUCUAUUCAAGAGCUACAGCAACAUUUAGGACUCAAAAGGAGAGUUAUUCUAGAAUCUUGUAGAGCAUUAAUAGAUCUUGUUGAGGAAAGAAACCAUAUUCUACCUACUGCAAAAGAGGAAGGUCUUGUCUCUCUCUGGGAUGAUGUAGAAAAUCCUCCUCAUUCUCUUAAUAAAGAGACAUCAUUGGCGUCUAGAGUUCCAGAGCACUUCACAGAGAAAUUGUGGCAGCGUGUUGUGGGUGACAGCUUGGUAGUUGGAGUAAAGCUAACUGAAUCAUUUUGCUUGUCACUGAGUGAUGUCAGUCUAUCUUUAGUGAUGGAUCAAGACUCCUCUUCAAUUUCUCCGAUUAUCAAGUGUCGAAAUAAAAUCAUUAAGCUGAACAAAGCCUUCUCAGCGUUGGCCAUCGCCUCAUGUCAAAUUGAACCUCCUCCAAAAAAGAUGAAAUUGGACUUGCAUAACAAGAAUGAUCUGAAAAAAGAGUUUCCUAAGAGAUGUUCAAGGGUUCAGCUUGAUGGAGCAAAGACAGUUAUUGCUGUUACCAGCCUUUCACCAUUGUUGGCAUUUCAUCAUGUAUGUUGCAUAGUUCUUCUACAUGCGAAGAAACAAAAGCAUCAAAAUGAUAGUUUACAGGAGAGCAAAAAGAUUACUGUACUCUGUGGGAAAUUUUUAUUAAGCCUGGAAGAUAUUUCAAAUGGAAAAUAUUCAGUAAAGAUGAUCAGGGAUAGUAGUUACUGUACAGGUUCCAUGGAAGAUAUACUUGCUGUUCUUGCAGUCUCUGUCAGGUUCUCCUUUCAGAUUGUGUCUUCUGAUUGCACAUUGACUCCAGUAAAUUCAUGGUUACUCGGGGAAAUGGAGUGCACACCAUUUAAGGAAUGCCAUGACAACAUAUUUUGUCAUAAAGCAGGAAAUGUGUAUGGUACAGUUUUUAACUGGACCCUGAAAAACCCAUGUGAAGGAGUUCUAACAUUAUUUUGCAGAAAUCUGACUGUCUUGUUCCAGUGCCUUCAUAGCCUGACUAGAGUUCUCCCACCAAACUGUGAUGUAAAACUCCUGAGAUCUGGAAGCAAAAGCGUACUUACUGAACAAUUAGCACUGGCUUUGGAGAGAGAAAUGCUCACCUUAAGGAGUUCUUUCUUCUCAAAAGAAAGUAAAGUGGAAAACAAUUUGACAUGGGGGACUGAGCCUGGCAAGAAAAUCAGUGAUGCUUCUGCGGCUUCUUUACUGGACAGUGAGGAAGGAGUUCAGCAGUUCAGAAAGAAGUUUCAGAAUGAACGGGAAGAGAGCGUGCUAAGUAUGAAUCAAACAUUGAAUGGUGCCCUUUACCAGGAAGUUGCUUUGAAAAUAGUAGAAGCUCAGCUCAGUUCGGAUACGAUUGUGUGGAGGCUGAGCAAGUCCUAGAAACUCUUCACUAAAUUUAUGUUGAAUAACAUUUUAUUAAAAUCAUACUAUUAAAUAAUAUUUAUAUUUUGAUGGGUACUUAUAUUACUUUUUUCUGCCCCGAAAUGUAGACCAUGUAUUUAUUCUAUAGCUCAGUUAUUUCUACAGAUAAAUACUGGUAUUUUGGUUGAUGAGUUGUAGCUGAUUUGGCAAGAAUUUAUAUUAAAGCUAUCAGAGUCAUUUUGUUACAGA
Messenger RNA from Falco peregrinus (peregrine falcon), 2959 nucleotides. It is a transcript of the gene FANCB, whose product is annotated as FA complementation group B. Bases 230 to 2728 code for a protein of 832 amino acids. NCBI's taxonomy places the organism in Eukaryota, Metazoa, Chordata, Aves, Falconiformes, Falconidae. Gene Ontology annotation, cellular component: Fanconi anaemia nuclear complex. Gene Ontology annotation, biological process: positive regulation of double-strand break repair via homologous recombination; interstrand cross-link repair; replication-born double-strand break repair via sister chromatid exchange. The transcript is spliced from 8 exons. The record is from RefSeq and is a predicted model, not a curated record.